Messenger RNA from Cryptomeria japonica (Japanese cedar), 1227 nucleotides. RefSeq lists its product as uncharacterized. Gene Ontology annotation, biological process: transmembrane transport. The coding region runs from base 1 to 1227 and encodes 408 amino acids. Gene Ontology annotation, cellular component: membrane. Gene Ontology annotation, molecular function: transmembrane transporter activity. Lineage: Eukaryota; Viridiplantae; Streptophyta; Pinopsida; Cupressales; Cupressaceae. The record is from RefSeq and is a predicted model, not a curated record. The transcript is spliced from 3 exons.
AUGGGGAAGGAAUUCAAUCCUUGUGAAUUUGGCUGUGACAAAAAUAUGGGAAAGGAAAUCAAUCCUUACGAAUUUGGAUGUGAUAAUUCUUCACAUCCUUUACUUAACAAAUCUAAUACAGAUGAUCAGAGCAGAGAUUUGAAGUAUAAUAGUGGACACAGACCUUAUCAUGAUGCAUUUUUCCUUAUGAUGUUUGUGAUAUUUGUGAGCACAACAUAUGCAGUAGGUGUUUUUUCAGUAACCAAUCAUAACAAGAACUAUAAGCAUGCUGGAUCAUUUGUUUAUGAUCAUAAUUCCAGGUCCUGUGUAAAACCAAUUACAGAGAUCAUGGCAUCACCCACAAUUGAUAGGGCAUUGAUCAUCAGCAGAAGUGAGGUGGGUAUGUGGAAGUUAAGGACAUUGAUAAAUAAACAACUCCAAUUUGAAUUUGAGUACAGGAAUGUUGCUAAGGAAUUGGCUUGGACUCUUGCAAUCACAUUGGUUGUAAGCAUCCCUUUUGUGUUUAUUUUGCUGUGGCUCCUCAACACUUUCACAAAACACAUUGUCUACGCUUGCCUACCUUUCUUUAUUCUUGUUCCCAUUUUCAUGGAUGUGCUGUGUUUUGUGGCAUGCGAGGUCAAUGAGCAUUGCAAGGAUUCAUUCAGCCCCGCCUUAAGGAUUUUUGUAUUUCUGUUUAUAUUUGCAUUAUGUGGAGUUAUAAUUUGGGUUAUAUAUGCAAACAGAGGGCGUAUAGAAUUGACAAUCAGAGUCCUGCAUACUGCUUCUGAAGCUCUUAGAAGAAACAUGGCAUUGCUUUUGGUUUUGCCUGGAUUGAAUCUUUUGCUCUUAUUGUACUUGAUACCCAUCAUAGUGUUUCUGCUCUUUGCUUUCUGUAAUGGUAAGGUUAUCCCAAAUCCCAACAUUGAAGAAUAUGGGUUUUCAUGUAGAGUUCAUUGCUGUGUUUGGAAAGAGGAACAGUGGGUGCCGGCCUAUUAUGGACUAGCCAUUUUUACAAUUAUCUGGUCUAUAACAACAAUGUUAGAGGCUCAAGUAUACAUAAUAAGCGGUACAGUUGCACAGUGGUAUUUUGAAAUAGCUGGGUCCUCUUCAACAACAAGCAUAAGGAGUUCUGUCAGCCAGGUGAUGAAACUUGAACAUCUUUGCAAUUCUCCUCAGACCAGUUUCAAGCAGCUGCAGCUGUUGGAGAAUUGUGAAACAAAGGAACCUCCACAUUCCCUUGCAUUUUAA